Messenger RNA from Cryptotermes secundus, 2030 nucleotides. Its product is annotated as tetraspanin-9. Bases 376 to 1140 code for a protein of 254 amino acids. The record is from RefSeq and is a predicted model, not a curated record. Gene Ontology annotation, cellular component: membrane. The transcript is spliced from 7 exons. Lineage: Eukaryota; Metazoa; Arthropoda; Insecta; Blattodea; Kalotermitidae.
CAGUGCCUUUCGAAACUUUGGAGUUAAUAUUUCCUCGCAUCUCUUCGUGAACGAUCGUUCAGUUAUCAUCGUUUGCUGGAUCUAAACAGCGGCAGUUUGAAGUUGCGUCUGACAGUUCUGAAUGUUGUGAAGUUAGGUUAGGCCAUAAGUAGUUCUCACAUUUAAUGUUUAUGUUUUACAAAUCUCAGUGGUCAGAGUGAGAGCGAAGAUAUCGGGAUCAGUGUAAAGGAAUGACCACGAAUCACCAGUACAAGGUCGGUCAAAUACACGGGAGUGUGAGAAGGAAGUAAAGCCGCCUAUAAUCGGAAAGAGAGAAGGAUUCGACAUCUGCUGCGUCCACUUGAACAGGUUGCAGUUUAACCAAAUCACGUGGCGAUGGGACGCAGUGGUUACACGUGUGUGAGGCAUGUCUUCUGCACUCUCAACGUCCUCAUGUGGCUGUGUGGCUGUGGGAUCCUGGGCGUGGGGAUCUGGCUUCGGCUGUCCUAUGCAGGCUACGCCCAGCUCCUCCCGAAGUACAGCAUGAUCAGUGCUGACAGUAUCUGCAUUUCAGUGGGUGUUAUCAUCUUCAUUGUGGCUUUCUUUGGAUGUUGUGGCUCCUGGUUUCAGAGCAGAUGCAUGCUUAUCACGUACUUCAGUCUUGUCAUCUUCAUGUUUGUCGUGGAGUUCCUGUUUGCAACGCUUGCGUUUGUGUUCCGUGAGAACCUUGGGAGCACUCUACAGGAGGAACUGACUGAAGGCAUUAGACUGCACUACAAUACCACCGAGUCCAAUAGCCUUCAGAACAUCUGGAACCAUAUUCAUAAGGAGUUCCACUGCUGUGGGGUGACGAGUUAUGAAGAUUGGUACCUCAUUGAUGCUUGGCCAGGAAAGAGGAAUGUACCAACCUCAUGCUGCCUGCCAGAAUUUGCAAACAGUACAGGGUGUGGAUAUGAAGGUAACCAGGACAUGUGGUACCCCACGGGCUGUGCAGAGCAGGUGCAGAUGUGGUUUGUGGAGAGACUGCACAUUGUGGGCGUCGUCGGGCUUGUUGUAGCAUUCAUUCAACUAUUUGGACUUAUCUCAUCGAUGCUGCUGUUCUGCACUGUCCGACAUAAGCGAACAUCGCACACAUACAAGUCAUAUGAUCCAACCACAUGACUACUGCGGGAGGGUGACGAAUACUAUCGUCGCUGCCAGCCCUUGUGAAGGUAUUCUUACAUCAGUGGAAGUACGGUUAUAGUAAGGCAAUAAAUGAAUUCAGGAUUUUCAGAGGCAGUUAUGAAACUGUUAACAAAAUAUUGAAAGGUAUAAGAAUGAAUUUCCUUGUUAUCAUAAAGACUUUUCUGCAUCACACAAGAGUACACUGCAGAAAUCAUCUAGAUUAAAUAUUUAUCCUCUAGUCUCUGUUAAUAUGAGCAAAUACAGUGUGAAUGUAAUGACAUGGUAAGGUUUUCAAGCAUAAUUAAUUUGUAAGAAUGAUAGAAGCAUGAAUGGAGUAUGAAUCAAAAGAAAUUAUAUAAAAGUUUACUCACAUAGUAAAUUUCAGUAUGAGGUCCAUCAUUCUGCACAUGUCUGAUCAUUAUUUUAAUUCUUAACCUCACCUCAGGAAGGCCAUCAGAGUCGCAUACACCAGUUCACUUCUGAUACUUUUAAACAUUGUCACAUUCUGUACCACUUCUUCUACAUGGUAAAGGGUAAAAGAUUAGCAUUACAGCCUGCUAUAAGCCUUGGCCUUCUUCUGGCAGUAUAACUCCAGUCUUUUGUAGUGUUUGGCACUGCCUGAAGGUUAUUGCAUGCCAGCCUCUUUACCUGCAGAGAAAUCGUGUUCAGUACCCAUCGGACAGGUCAUGAUAGUAAAGGAAGAAUCACCUCCUCCACUGGAAAUUGAAUUUGGACGUUUAGGUCACACAGUUUUUAGCCUGGCCAUUAUUUUCAUAAUCCUGUAAAUAAAAAUCUAGAAGACUAAGGUAUGAGGGCAUUCUGAAUUUAAAGGUACAGUACCAAAUUACAUUGACAUAUUUAUUGCAAAAAAAAAUUAACAGAGUUAA